AUGGAUAAAAAAGGCAACUUUGAAAGACUAAGGAAGAAAUUAAAGAGUGAUUUAUUUAAAAAUGAGUCUCACUAAAACUAGUAAGCUGAAGAAAUCAUAAACUAAUGUCCUUAGAUUUUAGAAUAUGUUCAUUGCUCGAGUUAAAGUGAAUUUAAAGAAGAGCCAACUAAAUUGAUAGAUUAUCUCUCAAAUCAGAAACAAUUAGAAUAGAUGAAGUAGUCCUUCUAAAAUUAGUAUUAAAUAGGUAAGAUAUUAGGAGAAGGUGCUCAUGCAGUAGUUCGAUAAUGUUGGCAAAUAACAAAUCCUGAUGAAACCUAUGCUGUCAAAAUUACUAGAAAUCCUGAUCCUGAAAUUACAGAAAUUAUGAAACAAACAUUCUUAAAUACAGUCUCUUUGAAUCAUCCAUAUAUAUGCAAAACUAAUAUGCUUUACAUAGAUCCUAAUAUGGAAUGCUCAUAUCUCGUCAUGGAAUAUUUGCCAUAUCCUAGUCUAUAAUAAAUCCUUAAAGAUAGAUAGAAACUGGAAUUUGAAGAAGUCCGCUAAAUUAUUAGACAAUUAUUUGAAGCAGUAUCUUAUAUCCAUUAACUUGGAUUAUGUCAUAGAGAUAUUAAACCAGAUAAUAUAUUAUUUGAUAAUGAUUCAAACACAAUUAAAUUGAUUGAUUUUGGUGUAUCAAAAAGAUUUCUUGUAACUGAAAAAAGUUGUAAAGACAUUAAAAAUAAUCUUAUGUGGACUGUUACUGGAACCAUGCCAUAUCAAGCACCAGAAUUAUGGACAGGAUUUGGAUAUUCCAAUAAAAUUGAUAUAUGGGCUAUUGGAGUAGUUUGUUAUUAAAUGUUAUGUUCAAAACUACCUUUGGAUUAAGAAAACCAAAUGGAAAGUUUUUCUACUUAAACUGAAUAUACUGGACAUUUUCAAGAAGAAUAGUUUAUUAAUCUUCCUCCAUUAAUUAUUGACUUCAUUAAAAGAUUAUUAAAAUGGGAUCCAGAAAAAAGAAUUACAUCCUAAGGUAUUCUCAAUUUAUAAUUUAAAAGAGGCUCUCCUUCAUCCUUGGCUUUAUUAACCAAAGUUAAUACCUAUAUAUUCCAAAGGAAAAUCUAAAGAUGAUAUAUUCUCUCGUUCAAGUGGCAAACCUCUUUUGGCACUUGUUAGAUCUAUGUAAGCUAAUUUUAAAAUAUUUUAAUAAUCUGUUUUAAAUGUCAAUGAGCAUUUUAUUGAUAAAAACGACUUCAACAAAAAUCAUGGAUAAAUUAUAAUUGGUUUUAAAGAAACUAGUCAAUAAAUAAGAGACAAAUCAAUUCAUUUUCAAUAAUCAAUUCAUUCUAUGAAUCUCAAUAAAUGUUUUUCUAAACCUAACACAGAAGAUGUUAAAGAUCUUUUUGAUGUUAUUAGUUAUUGUGAUAGUAAUUCUUCAUUUGAAGCUUUAGAAGAGAAACAAUAAAUAUAAACUCAACAAUAAAAAUAAGCGAUAUAACAACAACAAUAAAAAAUUGCAUUUUCUUAAAGACUAGGAAUUAUUAAAGAAGAACCUGAAUCACUUUUAGCGAGUAAUUUUAUUUCUAAAAUAUAAUAAUAAGUUGAAAAUUGA
Paramecium pentaurelia is the source of this 1588-nucleotide messenger RNA. NCBI's taxonomy places the organism in Eukaryota, Ciliophora, Oligohymenophorea, Peniculida, Parameciidae. The record is from the annotation of a GenBank genome assembly.